GUUGGGAUUUCCCACUUUCUACCAAGACCGAUUGUUCAUGUUUCGUCACAAACAGGUGGUUCCUGCACAAUACGCAUUCAAGAAUGCCCAUCACAAUGGCAGAGGAUAUUCAGACAACGGCCACAAACCUUAACGAGACUGAGCCCGAAGGUGAACGUUCCUGGUUGGUUUUCGAAUACAUAUACGAAAUUCCUAGCUCGGUGCGCAAAGGCCUAGCUAGCGUACUGGAUCGCAGCAACAAGUGGUAUGAUUUGGGGACGAAGCAAAUGGGUUUUACCGACGUGGAGUUGGAUAAUCUGAGGCAGUGCUGUACGAUCAAUAACCGAUCCACGGGUGCGGCGUUGUUGGAAAAAUGGGCAAACUACAAUCACUCCCCAACGGAACUAUUCAUUGUGCUGUCACGCGAAAAGCUUUACGAGUGCAUGGACCUCAUGAAGCAAUACGUGGACCCGCGGUAUCACGUGCUAAUCAAACCGUUGGCUAACCGUGCGCCGGCGAGGCCUCCACAGCAACCAUCGUUGAAUGAACCGGUGGCGGACAAUACUUCUAAACUUCUUAAUGGCGAACCGCCACCGGCGAAUGAACCCCGUAGAUCAUCGGAAGCCGCUGGGAACGCUAACGAUGACAAUCCUUUUGCGAAUGAAAUAACCGAUGUGUCGCAAACACCUAGAAUGACCUACGCGGAGCUUACCAAAGCAACGGACAAUUGGAGUGAGCGCCAUAUUCUGGGCAAGGGCGGCUUCGGUACAGUAUAUCUCGGAGUGUUCAAGCACACCUAUAUGGCGAUCAAACGGAUCGAUCAAAGCAAAAUAAAAACCAGUGCUGCGGGACGGUUGCAGAUGGAACAGAGUUUCAACGAGCUACGGUUUCUCAAUGCGUGUCGCCAUGACAAUAUCGUACCCGUCUUCGGGUUUAGCGUUGACAAAGAACCAUGCAUUGUGUAUCAGUAUAUGGCCGGUGGAUCGUUGGAUAAGAGUCUAUUCGCACGCCGUGCCGUAUCGACUCUGACUUGGAAGGAACGGAUGAAUAUUGCAUGCGGAACGGCCAGAGGACUUCAGUAUCUACACACAUUCGGCGAAAAACCGUUUAUCCACGGUGAUAUCAAACCGGGAAACAUUCUGCUGACCGAAAGCAAGCAGCCACGAAUAGGGGAUUUUGGGCUGACACGCCAGGGUGCCGCUGAGGAUUCGGCCACAGUUAUCUCACGCGUUUACGGUACGCGACCAUACAUUCCGAAAGAGUUCUACGAUCGAAAGGUGCUUAGCACGAAGGUCGACACGUACAGCUUUGGUGUGGUGCUAUACGAGAUAGCGACGGGAUUGCGAGCUUGGGACGAGCGGCGCCUUGACAAGCAUCUGAAGGACUUUAUGACACGCGCAGUACACGAGAAAGUGCUCAUCGCCGAUCUCAUGGACAAGAGAGCCGCAAAAGACCGCAACGGUGCACUCUAUUGCUACUAUAUGCUGCUGCAUGGUCAUGCAUGUACCGCCGACGAUCCUUCCAAGCGCCCGGAUAUGGUAACCGUCAUGAAGCACCUGGAGAAUGUCUUCCGAGGCAGCGACAAACUGGUGAAUGUUUCUUCGCGACUUUGUGCUGAAUUUACUCAUUAUGCUAGCUUUUAACAUUAACGCCUUACCCUUCACUACGGGGCAUAAAAAUUGCCUUUUAUUCCAUGUAGCAGUCAAACUACUGAAAUGUUAACCUGUUGGUAGAACCUUUUGAGCUGUUUUUUUUUUAAUAUGUACACAUCAAUGUUACAGCCAUUCGAAGCAGUUGUAUAGAAUGCAUUCGAAAUGCGAAAUAUAUGUUAUACUUUUUUACAUAAAAUAUUUAGACCGUAAGUGAAAGAAAGCAGCAAGAAAGCAGGAUAAUACCCAGAGUCAUUAACCAGACUAAAUUAUUUGGUCUCUAAUUAUUCCCUAUGAUAGUCCGUCAUUUCUUUCCCAUGAGCGAACAGUGUAAAACACCGCAUCAUGAAUAUAAGUUCUAUUUACUCUUUCAAUUUCUUUCGUACAGUUGCUGCAGCACCAUUAAUACUUUAUAUACCACCGAUUUCCUUGGAUGAAAUUUAU
Anopheles darlingi is the source of this 2072-nucleotide messenger RNA. RefSeq names its product pelle-like serine/threonine-protein kinase pik-1. NCBI's taxonomy places the organism in Eukaryota, Metazoa, Arthropoda, Insecta, Diptera, Culicidae. The transcript is spliced from 4 exons. Gene Ontology annotation, molecular function: protein binding; ATP binding; protein kinase activity. Bases 84 to 1622 code for a protein of 512 amino acids. The record is from RefSeq and is a predicted model, not a curated record. Gene Ontology annotation, biological process: signal transduction; protein phosphorylation.